CCUGUCUUUCCCUCUCAGGAAGAAAUAGCUUUUUAUGGGGGAUAGAGCAGGGGACACAAGGGAGACCUUCCUUAAUGCUCUUGGGAUAUCUCAAUGUAAAGGGAACCUUUUUCCAGCAGAUUUUCCAGUCCCACCAGAACACUGAUGAUGACUCAUUCUCCUUAGAUACCAGGGAUCAUCACAGAUCUCCAUAGAGCAUUGUUGAACAGACCCUGGGCCAUGUGCCCAGUUGAACAAACUACAUUUGCAGCCUAUCUUGUUGACAGAGGUGACCAAUGAGGCAAAAGGACUCUUGUGGAAGAUGGAACUCAUUGUCCAUUUUCCAGAAUGUAUUUCCAAGCCCAUUAAUGGACCCUGAUACUGCUGUUCUCUGUUGAAAUGCUUGAAGAGCACCUGCAUCUCUGCUAGCAUCUUCCAUCCUACUGAAACCAUGGUCUUCUCAGCAGUGUUGACUGCGUUCCAUACCGGGACAUCUAACACAACAUUUGUAAUCUAUGAAAACACCUACAUGAAUAUUACACUUCCUCCACCAUUCCAGCAUCCUGACAUCAGUCCGCUGCUUAGAUACAGUUUUGAAACUGUGGCUCCCACUGGUUUGAGUUCCUUGACAGUGAAUAGUACAGCUGUGCCCACAACACCAGCAGAAUUUAAGAGCCUAAACUUGCCUCUUCAGAUCACCCUUUCUGCUAUAAUGAUUUUCAUUCUGUUUGUGUCUUUUCUUGGGAACUUUGUUGUUUGCCUCAUGGUUUACCAAAAAGCUGCCAUGAGAUCUGCAAUUAACAUCCUCCUUGCCAGCCUGGCUUUUGCAGACAUGCUGCUUGCAGUGCUUAACAUGCCUUUUGCCCUGGUAACUAUUCUUACUACCCGAUGGAUUUUUGGGAAAUUCUUCUGUAGGGUAUCUGCUAUGUUUUUCUGGUUAUUUGUGAUAGAAGGAGUAGCCAUCCUGCUCAUUAUUAGCAUAGAUAGAUUCCUUAUUAUAGUCCAGAGGCAGGAUAAGCUAAACCCUUAUAGAGCUAAGGUUCUGAUUGCAGUUUCUUGGGCAACUUCCUUUUGUGUAGCUUUUCCUUUAGCUGUAGGAAACCCUGACCUGCAGAUACCUUCCCGAGCUCCCCAGUGUGUGUUUGGAUACACAACCAAUCCAGGCUACCAGGCUUAUGUGAUUUUGAUUUCUCUCAUUUCUUUCUUCAUACCCUUCCUGGUAAUACUGUAUUCAUUUAUGGGCAUACUCAACACCCUUCGGCACAAUGCCUUGAGAAUCCAUAGCUACCCUGAAGGUAUAUGCCUCAGCCAGGCCAGCAAACUGGGUCUUAUGAGUCUACAGAGACCUUUCCAGAUGAGCAUUGACAUGGGCUUUAAAACACGUGCCUUCACCACUAUUUUAAUUCUCUUUGCCGUCUUCAUUGUCUGCUGGGCCCCGUUCACCACUUACAGCCUUGUGGCAACAUUCAGUGAGCACUUUUACUAUCAGCACAACUUUUUUGAGAUUAGCACCUGGCUACUGUGGCUCUGCUACCUCAAGUCUGCAUUGAAUCCACUGAUCUACUACUGGAGGAUUAAGAAAUUCCAUGAUGCUUGCCUGGACAUGAUGCCUAAGUCCUUCAAGUUUUUGCCUCAGCUCCCUGGUCACACAAGGCGACGGAUACGUCCCAGUGCUGUCUACGUGUGUGGGGAACAUCGGACAGUGGUGUGAAUAUUGUAACUGACUCACAUUUUGGAUGAUGGUUGUUCAUUAUUGACAUUGAAUUUUCUUUCUCAUAGCUUCUCCACUUAUACUUUAUUUUUUUAUAGGGUUUGUAUAUAUAUGUGUGUGAGCAGUAUAAAGAAAGAAUGGUAUUAUUGUUGUUACCAAGAAUAAACAAUAGGAAAGUGACUACAAAUAUUACCUCCAGGGUUCAAUAGAAAUCUUCAAUUUAGGGUGAGGAGUUGGUUCUUUGGUUUUGGAGUUUUUCCUUGAUUGAUUUUGUUUUCAUAUUAAGAAUCAGGAUUGUACUUUAUUGAGCCUGCAGUUACAUUGAAUUGUAGGCAUUUUGUAUGCUGCUAAGGUAUGCUUAGUUGACUUUAUCAAUACUUUUUUAUUCUGGAAGACACUGCUGCAUUUUGCCAUCACAUUGGAGCCAAACAUCUCAAUCAAUAUAUAUAUUUAGUUUUAUUUUAAAAACUAACCCAAGAAGGUUAGUGACAUUUGAAAGAUCAUUACUAUUUGCUUUGGUGCACUUUAAGAGACAAUGUACAAAUUAAUUCAGUCUUAUUUUUCAGAAUUGUUUCUAUAUAUGUCCUUUAGGAAAUGUGCAUUGACAUUUAUGGGAAGAUAGUUUAAUAAAUGUUUUAUCUGCAUGUACAUUUGUAAGAGAAAGAAUGUAAAAUGUAGAAAGUUUUCUAAGCACAAUAGCAACUCUUCAGAGCAACGGAGAAAUUGAGGAGACAACAUCCUUGCAAAUUUAAAAGGGGAAUGUAGUGAGGGGGAUGGUGGGUGCUGGUGCAGGCUAUGGUGAUUCCUUUUACUCAAGGUUUUUUGUGGAGGAUAUGAAGGGGUUGACAUUUAUGAACACCUACUAUGUGUCAGGAACUGUGCAUCAUUUUAUCCUCACAGGUUGUGAGGUAGGUAUUAUUAUUUUUUUACAUAUGAAGAAAGCAGGUCUCAGAGGAAUUAAAAUCCUGCCCAAGGUUAGUGGUAGAGCUGGGAUCCAAAAAUCUGUCAGAAUCCUAAGGCUGCACUGUUCCACUGUGCCACGCAGACACUUUAUUCAGUUUAGAUGUCUCAUAGUAGAGGGAAUUCUAUGCAUCCUUUAAUUUUUAGGCUAAAAUAUUCUUUUUAAAAAUCAGCCUUUAUUUUCUUAUUACCAGAAGACAUAUGGAAGCAUACAGAAACACUGGAAAAUAGAAAAAAAAAAUAAAAUCACUUACAACCACUUUUUUUGUUGUUUUUUGGAGACAGAGUCUCACUCUGCCACCAAGGCUGGAAUGCAGUGAUGUGGUCAUGGCUCACUGCAGCCUCAACCUUCCAGGCUCAGGCGAUCCUUCCGUCUUAGCCUCCUGAAUAGCUGUGACCACUCACACAGGUGUGUGCCACCACACCCAGCUGCUUUUUGCUUUUUCUUUUGUAGAGACAAGGUUUUGCCAUAUUGCCCAGGCUGGUCUCAGACUCCUAAGCUCAAAUGAUCUGCCUGCCUUGGCCACCAAAAGUGUUGGUAUUAAAGGCGUGAGCCACCAUACCGGGCCUACAACCACUUUUUAACUUUUUUUUUUUAUUUGCAAAACAAGUGACUGGCAAUUAUUGAAAAAUUAAAGAUAGCUAUGUGUAGGUCUUGCCUCUGAGGGUUUAGAGGUUUCCAGUUACCCACCUGUGUUAGUUUUAAGUGUUCUGGGCAGAAUAGCAUUGUUGCCCCAAUGCUUGCCCUAGCAGAGCUGGAGUUUGUGAACAUGCUCAGAUGUUUGUUUCCUGCAAAGAAGGGAAAAGGAAUCCUGGUCUGAGCCUAGAACAAGUUUUAAUAGGGCAUGUCUGGCAUUUCAAAUUAUUUUUCUCUUGCUGACAGUCUGCCCCCAGGGUGCAUCUAGGGCCUUGGUCAGCUUCUCUGUUACCAGUGGCUCACUUUAUAAAACAGCCUACAGGGAUAAGGGCUGAAAGUAUAGCCACUUGGGUACAUCAUUAACUAAUUAGGUAAGUUAACUGUGGAUUUAUAGUAUCUUUUGAGGAUGUUAGUGCUUUGUGAGCCAGUGGGAAAAAUAAGCUGCUAUUUCUUCAUUUGUAAAACCAGAGAAUUGGAUGAGAUGAAUCGCUAAUGUCCUGUCAAAUGUGCUUUCCUCCAUACUAGGGUAUAGAUACUUGAAGAGCCUAGAUGACUUCAGCAUCACCCUUUGGUCUCCUUCUUUACAUUUUACUUCAUUAGCUAUUUCUAAUAUUAAAUGUUGUGGCACUGUAUCAGGAUUUAGGGCAUUGAAAGAUUGAUGACAUCACAAAAGACCUGGGAAACCCUGCUCUUAAGGAAAUUGUACCGGUUUUGGAACUCAUUGUCCCGCUAAACAGCUCCUUGGGGACUCAAGCAUAUUAUUCAACAUGUUGUUUUGGGAUCAUCUUCAAAUGAUAGUCACCUACCUCUUUAAUUUCUAAUUUUUAUUCACAGGCAAAGUUGUUUUUGUCCAUAGGGAAUUUAUAGGAUGUAAGUACCAUAGUAGAUACUAGUAGCAUGUUGAAGUGUAUUAUGCUUUCCAUUUUCAAUAUAAACUCGAUUUCAAGCAGAUAUUGAUAAGGACAUUUUUGAUUAGACUUUCUCUGAGGAAAGUCAGCAUGAUCUGUAUUCAUCUUACAUAUUGGUAGGUCAUGAAGACUCCUUUGUGGCUGGAGUUGAAACUUUGUUUUCUUUGAGCUUUGUUUUCUUUGUUCCUGUUUUAUGGGCAGUCUCUAGGUGCUUUCAUGCUGCUUAAUAGGCAGUGCUUCAUUUGGUGAGAGCUCUGGAGUGCCUGCUGAGAUGCUCCCUGUUUGUGAACAAAGAUUAUGAAGGGGUCUUUGUGAGAAUUCAGCAACAACACUGAACAGCAGUUCUUUUUACACUGGAUAAUCUUGAUCUGAUGAGAGUUUACAAACCAUUUUGAACAUUUUUUAUUAUGUAUACAUUUUGAAAGCUUUAAAAAUAAGCACUAUGGAGCACCUUAGAGAAACGUAGGUGCAAAAUCAUAUGUUGCCUAUUACCCCAUAUUUUCUUGAGGUGGGAAAAGAUACCACUACUAAUUCUCACUGCUGACAGGCAUAAUCAGAAAUGGUUUUCAGUUUGCCUGUUUUUCCAUCUGGAUAGUAGGAAGCAUGAAAAGAGUUAAUGAAAUAUUUGUGGUCAAAAGAAAGAUGCAAGAGAAAUUUCAAAUAGUAUGGAGUAAUGUUAUUUAAACUUUAAUACAUGUUUAAGCAUCCCCAAGAGAGCUUGUUAACAGUCCAGAUUUUUGGGCCCCCAGAGGGUCUGUGGUUGAGUCCAGGAAUGUGCAUUUUUGAUUUUUGAGCCCUCUGCCUGACUCUGGCUCAGGUGGUCCCUGGGAAACGCUUCAGGAAACAUCCCUAUAGAAACUAUAUCAAUUUAAAUAUCAUCUGUUUUAUCCCACAAUGUUUGUUUUGCGUUGCAAGCCAUUAUCUCCUAGGCAUGGGUAAUCCACAUUGAGAGGAAAAUCCACACAUCACUGUGCCUAAUUUGUGCCACCUGUUUGUGUUGGAUCUUGCCAGUGUUAACUUUAUUUUCUCUCAACUGACAAAAUUCUGAUAAAGUGUAUAGCUUCAUAGUAGAGCAAAAAGAGUGAUUCAAUUGAAAGGCAUGACUUUCAGGAGUCUAAUUAUGCUAAUAUUUUAUUUUCUUCUAGAGAGGUAUCUUUAUUAUACGUAAUUCCCUGAAGAAAUGUAAAGAUUUAUCUAAUUCCUAUUGCUCUGCCAGUUGUGUUCAAUGGAAGCAUUGAAGUAAAAUAAAAAAAAAAAACUUUUUAAUCUGUGUAUUUCUGUUGCCCAUAAAGAUACUUAAUUUUUUCUUGAUCUUUGUUUUUGUUUAUGUGAAAAUACUUACAUAUAUAUCAUUUCUGUAUAUAUCACAGAAAAGUUUUCACUUGCUUGACAUUUUAUUCUACAAUAACUUUUAGUUUAAAGAAUGGCUACAUUCAGAUUUAUUUUCACAACUAUAGUCCUGCUAAACUGCCUUCAUUGAAAACUGUUAUUAUAAUAAAUAAAAAAUAUCAAAGCACAAGUUUGUUAUUGGAGGUAAGUUAUGAUAAAUUUCUUACUUAUCUAUUGGUACUAGACCUUUGUAAUGAAAAUUAAUUUAUUUUACAAUAGUAACUGACCUGUAUGGGAAAAAGAAAACCACCUUGAAUUAUGGGUUCUAGUAUUUAAAUAUCAAAAAAUAUGGUUCUUUGUGCAACCAAGAAACGAGCUCCUGAUAAGAAAAUAAAUAAAUGUUUGACAUUUCUAAA
Molecule: messenger RNA, 5940 nt
Organism: Callithrix jacchus (white-tufted-ear marmoset)
Lineage: Eukaryota; Metazoa; Chordata; Mammalia; Primates; Cebidae
Source: RefSeq, a predicted model, not a curated record